This is a messenger RNA of Cydia fagiglandana, 4229 nucleotides long. Its product is annotated as rab9 effector protein with kelch motifs-like. The record is from RefSeq and is a predicted model, not a curated record. Gene Ontology annotation, cellular component: Golgi apparatus. Gene Ontology annotation, molecular function: protein binding. The coding region runs from base 21 to 1739 and encodes 572 amino acids. The transcript is spliced from 7 exons. NCBI's taxonomy places the organism in Eukaryota, Metazoa, Arthropoda, Insecta, Lepidoptera, Tortricidae.
AAGUCAACGCAAAAGAUGAGAUGUGGAGUUCAGUGGACGGCAGCGCGAGCGCCGGCGCCGCGCCGUGCGCGCGCGGCAAGCAUUCUGCCACGUUGCUCGGAGGCUACGUCUACGUGCUCGGGGGCAGAGGGGGAGGCGGCUCCGUGCCGCUGAGGGACUUCUGGAGAUACUGCUUGGCCACAGGAGAAUGGGAGCGUCUAGCAUGUCGCGGCGAGCCACCGCCAUCCUUACAAGAACACUCUUGCACCGCACACGGCAACAAGCUUUAUGUUUUCGGUGGCGAAGCUGGUGCGCUGGGCGAUACGCCACUUUGGGUGUAUGACACAGAGCUCGGUUCAUGGCGCAAGCUGCCCGGCCAACCGGCGCCCCCUGGACGCCGAGGCCCACGAGCCCGUGGCGGAGGGGCCGGACCUAGAGGCCGACGUGGACAUUCUGCUCAUGCGUUGAAGGAUUGUCUGCUGGUCUUUGGUGGUUAUAAGGAUCUGAGGGGGUCUACUAAUGAACUGUGGGCUUUUCACUAUGAAUCGGAAUCCUGGCACCAAGUACGAACAGCCAAUGCGGGCCCGGCCCGGCACCGGCAUGCGGCUGCCCUGCACGAUGCAAGGCUCUACGUGCAUGGAGGACAGAGCGAUUUGAGAGCUUGUGCUGAUUUGUGGCAUUAUGACACUAUGUCCCGAGUAUGGACGGCAGUGCGCCCCGCGCGCGGCUCCCGCGGCUGGCCGGGCGCGCGCGUCGGCCACGCGGGGCUGCGCGCCGGAGCCCAUCUUUACAUCUUUGGAGGGGAAGUUGACGGUCAUGCCUGUAACGAGUUGUGGAGGUUUCACUUCGCGACGGAGACAUGGGAGCGCAUCGUCCAGAGCGUAAACUGGCCCUCACCUCGCGUGGACUGCUGCGCGCUCCUCGUGCCCGGCGCCCCACGUCGAAUCCGUUCCGCCCCAGCACCUACCCCUGUCGCACCCCGUCCAGACCCCCCCGCAAGUCUUCUCAAGGAACUUUCCCGACUAUCUUCCAUACAUAUGCGACGAGCCGCCCGCUGUAGUUAUUCCGCCCUAGGCCAAGACUCCACGGAAAGCUUAGCCAACUCCCAGCUAUCGAAAUCCCAUUCCUCAUACGUCAUAGAACGCUCGAGCGAUGCCGGCCCGAAGGAAGCUGACGAGGCCGAACGCUUCCGUUCUGAUAUCUCUCGAGAACCUAUCUCAGUGCCAGAUUUCGCCGAUAUGGUCCUUCCAACCCCAGUUUUAUCCCCUAUUGAGGCAGCUAAGCUAGUCUAUCUAGACUCCGAUGAAGAGGAAGAUAUGAAGCGUGAAAUAGAGAGCAUGCGCAAGAAAGAUGACGUUCAAAUGCGACGCCUCGAUACGCCGAAAGUUGUGGCGAUUCCUAAGUCUGCAUCAGUCAGGUUUAGUAAAGACGUGACUACUACCGAAGACGAGGAGGGUGAGCUGUCAACAUCAGAUUACGCUAGUGCUGAGCGAGUUAAUAGACUAUCAGGGGCAUCGCUUGGGUUUUGUAAUCCUCACUACUUAGGGCCUGACGUUCGAGCGUUGGCAGCAUUGACACCAGAUUCAGGAGUAGGCGCGGGGGAUAUCGAGCUGCACGAUUUAGGGGAACGCCGCGCUCGGAGCGCUCAACGCAAUGGAGGAGAUUCCCAGCUACAUUUACUACUGGUGGGGGGUCGAGAACCCCCCCAUGUGGCUCGACUCCAAAGCCCCCUGUCCCUUUGGACUUACAGGCUGUUGUAGAUUCGUCCGUUCUUUGUGCUAGACUUAAAUAUAUUUUUCUUGUAAGUGAAGUUUUUGAGAUGUAUCGAGUGCAAGCAUUGGAGUUGCUAUUUUUGAUGUUUGUUGUGUCAUUAAUUAGUUAACAUAAGGUGUAAAACGUAUGAACGCGGCGGCGUUCACCGGCGGGUUUCACGCGGUUUCUAAAAAAUCUACCAAAUCCAUAAGGUAGGUAGCCGUCAAAAAGCAACUCCUAAUGCAGAAGCACUGUAGGUAUACUUCUAGCGACUCAAGAGUGUAAAACGCGUUUUCUUUUCAUGACGUGUUGCAUGUCCAAACUUCAGUUAGGUAAAUAUUGUUGUGUUAAUUUUCUUAAAGGGUGAAGGGUAUUUUAACGCGUUUUACGCUAUUGAGUACUUCUAGCGUUGGCAGUAAGCCUCGUCGUAGGAUAACUUAGGGAUCUGUAACGUCCAAUUCUUCUAUUGAUUAAUUACACUCAAGAAGCUUAUAUUAAGACUGGAGUUUUCACGUACUUAUACAUACCUACAUAGCAUAUAGCUGUGACAUAUUUUAAUGAGGCUACUAAGUAGGUGUAGGUACACGGUUGCCAAUGAGGCUUCCGACCACUGCAACCUUGAUAGGUGCCCACCGUGUAGAAGACAAUUGGUACCCAGCGAUUGGUAUCUAACCAAAUUGUUUUGUGCCACUACCUAAGUCAGAUUGGCGUUGGGCCAUGGACUAGGUUAUGGUCCUUGCAUUGGGCCGAACCUUGAAACCUGACCGUCAUAGGCUUAGUUGCCAACUGUGUUAAUGUGGGUUUUAUGUUGUGUCUUGUUUGGGAGAAUUCCAAUGCAAGGGAAUUGCUACUUAUAAGCCCUUUAGGGCAUCCCAUAAUGAUUCAAAGCGAUAAGCUUCAAUUUUGUGUAGGUAGGUAAUUAAUAUCUGACACCCUUAUAUAUACCCAUCUAAGAAUUAAAGAGAAUCACCGGAGUAUGAGUCGUAUUUCCUUGCCCGACUUUCCUCAAAUAAUACUCGUAGUUCUAGGUACAAACUCCAGACUUAUUAUAAACCUACAAUACGCUAAGGCGUAGCCAACUCAAGUAUUAUAAGGAAUACCUCUGUACAUUAAGUUGUUCGUUGUUUCCGUUGUUUUAUACUGUUUUAUUUGUAGAUCGAUAUUGUUUUUACUCAGUAAGCUUGACUAUGUUUCAAUGUUUAGUAUGUAUGUAUAUAGUCAACAUGGAGCAGGGAUCUGACAAUCCUUCUUUUGCUCGUUUUUGGCAUUUUUAGAAAAAAAAUUGGCAGUUAAUAUGCUCUGGCACGCCCACUUUGUCAGUAGAAAAGGGCGGCAAAUUAAAAAAACCGGGCAAGUGCGAGUCGGACUCGCGCACGAAGGGUUCCGUACCAUAAUGCAAAAAAAGGCAAAAAAAUCGGUCACCCAUCCAAGUACUGACCCCGCCCGACGUUGCUUAACUUCGGUCAAAAAUCACGUUUGUUGUAUGGGAGCCCCACUGAAAUCUUUAUUUUAUUCUGUUUUUAGUAUUUGUUGUUAUAGCGGCAACAGAAAUACAUCAUCUGUGAAAAUUUCAACUGUCUAGCUAUCACGGUUGGUGAGAUACAGCCUGGUGACAGACGGACGGACAGCAGUCUUAGUAAUAGGGUCCCGUUUUACCCUUUUGGUACGGAACCCUAAAAAUUUCGUAGCUGCCUGGUAACCUGCCAUAGAAAAUUUAAAUUUCGCGCCUUUUUCUACUGACAGUGGGUUUUUACAAAAAAAUUGGUUCUAAACCUAGAUGCCACUUAUACCCUGUACUUUCUUUAGCUUACAUGUGCAAAAUAAACUAAUUAGGUAGGUUUUUAGACUUACGGUACAGGUCUGUUUCAUUUCAACAUUUAAGCUUAGGCAGAGCAUGAGCCGGCUUAGGCUGGUAUUACCUAUAUAUUAAAAUAACAAUUUUAUAUAGAUAGAUUCUGUAUCUAAUCUCACCCAUCAUUCAGGCCUUUAGCAUCUUGACAGAUGAUUUAUGCAGCGUCUGUAAGCGAGGAACAACGUCUCUAGUGGCUGUAUAAGCCAAUGCGGGACCGGCAUUUGCGACCGCAUUUGUGGCAGGUGAAGCUGGGAACCAUGUCGGCAUCAUCAGGUGGAUUGUGCCUGCGCGUUUCUGAUGUCAAGACUAUAAUAGCAUAGCCUAAGUAGCUAGCCUACAAAACAUUCUAUACGUACCUAUUUUCUAUUUUGCCAAUUGUGAAACGGGAGAAUUCUUGUCAGUCUCAGUAUCCUCGUUGACUAGACUAACGGUGGCCGCACGUCAACCGCAAGACUGAUAGCGUAGUGUAGAGUGUGGUACUGUUUCGUCUGUUCUGUUGUCCGUACUUUAAGUUUGUGCACAAACUUCGAUGAUUCGAGGGAAAGGUGUAAAAGGCCGUCUGUUUUGUUUCGUACGUAGAUGUAUCCACAUUUGUGAUGACUUGUCCAUUAAGUACAAUUUGAGGUUAUUAAACGUAUGAUGUCCA